UAUUUUCGCUCUCAAUUUCCCAUCUCGAUUUCAAAAACCUCUUUCCCAUUUCCCCCUUUUCCUCGUCAUAAACCCUAACCUAGCACAACCUACCAAAAUUCUUCAAGAAUCACUCAAAUCAAAGAAAUGGGUAUUCAUCUUCUACCCAUAUUCAUAUCCUUGUUGUUCACCACCCUGCAAUCAUCAUCAUCAGCAUCAUCACAGCAAUCGAUUUACGACGCCCUUAGUUCAAAUGGUCUCCCAAUCGGCCUCCUCCCGAAAGGAAUCACAAACUUUACAAUCGACCCAUCAACUCAACGAUUCGAAGUCCAUUUAAACAGAUCAUGCAAUACCAAAUUCGAAACCAGCGUUCGAUUCGAUUGGAACUUCUCCGGGUCUCUAAGCUAUGGCCAAAUCUCUAAUCUCUCCGGAAUCGCGGCUCAGGAUCUUUUCCUUUGGUUUCCUGUUCAAGGCAUUCGUGUAGACGUUCCUACGUCUGGUAUCAUUUACUUUGAUGUCGGUGUUGUGUUUAAGCAAUUUUCUCUCUCUUCGUUUGAAACCCCCAGAGAUUGUACCGAAUUUGACGACGUUGAUGCUUCCAGAACUGAACUAACUGUACUUAAGGACCAUACUCGUGGCUUUCAGGACAAAAGUGCAAAGCUUAUUAAGCAGCAUGGUGAGGGGGAUGAACAGAGGGCCAUUGCAUAACUUUUAGAACAAACAGUCAAAAGAUUUGAAGAGUGUCUGGAUCGAUAAUUCUAACUUGAGUUGGGUAUUGUUCGGUUUUAUUUCUGAGUGUAAAGUUGACAGAUUAGAAAUGAUUUGUGUAUGAUGUGUUUGUUCUUGAAUGACUUAGUAUGGUGGUAUACAUGUACAUGUAGUCAUGUGUUUUGUUUGAAGAUUGGGGUUAUGUAAUACAGUAUAUUAGUAAGUGAAUGGAAAAAAUAUAGAAUGCUAUUGGCUUUAUUGAA
Lactuca sativa (garden lettuce) is the source of this 950-nucleotide messenger RNA. RefSeq lists its product as uncharacterized. The record is from RefSeq and is a predicted model, not a curated record. NCBI's taxonomy places the organism in Eukaryota, Viridiplantae, Streptophyta, Magnoliopsida, Asterales, Asteraceae.